Messenger RNA from Gasterosteus aculeatus aculeatus (three-spined stickleback), 2759 nucleotides. RefSeq names its product TAF6-like RNA polymerase II, p300/CBP-associated factor (PCAF)-associated factor (gene taf6l). The record is from RefSeq and is a predicted model, not a curated record. Lineage: Eukaryota; Metazoa; Chordata; Actinopteri; Perciformes; Gasterosteidae. Gene Ontology annotation, cellular component: transcription factor TFIID complex; SLIK (SAGA-like) complex; SAGA complex. Gene Ontology annotation, biological process: transcription initiation at RNA polymerase II promoter; RNA polymerase II preinitiation complex assembly. Gene Ontology annotation, molecular function: transcription coactivator activity; protein heterodimerization activity; RNA polymerase II general transcription initiation factor activity.
GGGUGCAGCGGAUGUGUUUAUCGUGCUCUAGUUUGAUGGCAUGACGGGACUCACUCCUGUUUAUAACCAACGCUGGUUCAAACUUUCCCGCUGACUCAUGUUCUCGCCCUACAGCCGCUGAAGCUUUAUAGUGGGUGCACGCAGAGCCAGGACCUACUACAAAUCGGAUGCCCGGCCGUCAGCAUGGCGGACCGGGAGGAGCGCCGCUUCGCCGAGGUUUCCCGGGAGUCCGUCAAACUCAUGGCCGAGAGUGCGGGCGUGGAGCUGGGCGACGAUGUGGCGGCGCUGCUGGCCGAGGACGUGUGUUACCGGCUCAGGGAGGCCACGCAGAGCAGCUCUCAGUUCAUGAGACACGCCAAGAGGAGGAAGCUGACGGUGGAGGACUUCAACAGAGCUCUGCGCUGGAGCAAGGUGGAGGCUGUAUGCGGCUACGGGGCCCAGGAUGCUUUACCCUUCUGCCCGGCGAAAGAAGGGGAGCUUUUCUUCAUCGAGGAUCGGGACAUCAACCUGGUGGAGUUGGCUCUGGCCACCAACAUCCCCAAAGGCUGUGCUGAGACCAUGGUGCGAGUAAACGUGUCUUACCUGGAUGGGAAAGGCAACCUGGAGCCUCAGGGAACAGUUCCCACAGCGGUGCAGUCUCUGUCGGAGGACCUGCUGAAGUACUACCAGCAGAUCACCCGGGCCAUCCUGGGGGAGGACCCCCACCUCAUGAAGGUGGCUCUGCUGGACCUCCAGUCCAACUCCAAGAUCGCUGCCCUCCUGCCGUACUUUGUUUACGUCAUCAGCGGGGUGAAGUCGGUAAGCCACGACCUGGAGCAGCUCAACCGGCUCCUCCACAUGGUGAAGAGCCUGGUCCAGAACCCCUACCUGUAUCUGGGAUCCUACGUGCGAAGCCUGGUCUCCAGUGUCAUGUACUGCAUCCUGGAGCCGCUGGCCGCCUCCAUCAACCCGCUCAACGACCACUGGACCCUCAGGGACUACGCGGCCCUGCUCCUCAGCCACAUCUUCUGGACUCACGGGGAUCUGGUGAGCGGGCUCUACCACCAGAUCCUGCUGUCCCUCCAGAAGGUUCUGUCCGACCCGGUGAGACCACUCUGCUCCCACUAUGGAGCCGUGGUGGGGCUCCACGCUUUGGGCUGGAAGGCUGUAGAGAGAGUGCUGUUUCCACACCUUCCCGCCUACUGGGCCAACCUCCAGGCCGUGCUGGACGACUACUCGGUUUCCAACGCUCAGGUCAAAGCAGACGGACACAAGGUCUACGGAGCCAUACUGGUGGCAGUGGAGCGUCUGCUGAAGAUGAAGGCCCUGUCUCUGUCUCAGCCUGCCGAGGGCGGCUCCGGCGGUCAGCCGGGCUCUGCCGUGGGUGGCAGGGUGAGCUCCCCCGGCCUCAGCCCCCCCCCAGAGCCUCUGUCGGAGGCCGCCCUGGGCAUCGCCAGCCACCUCCAGGCAGGCGGGGCCGGCUGUCCCUGGGAGGAGUGGACGCCGGUCCCUCUCCCCGCCAUGUAUUGUGAGCUCUACUCUUUCUUCGGAGACAGCCUGGCGGUCCGGUUCAGCACUGGGCCGGGGUUCGGCAGCUACCCUCCCUGUGCCCCGUCACAGCUCGCUGAUACCAGGAAGGAACCCUGUGGCCCCGCCUCCAACCCCGAUACCGCCCGCAAGAUGCCUCAGCUGACUGCCAACCUCAACAUCAGCCCCAGGCAAGAUGGGAGUCCUCGCACGGACCCGCCCCCGCCCAGCUUGGCAGCUACUGGUCCAGGAAGGUCCCUGGCUCGCUCCUCUUCCUCCUCAUCCUCCUCUGUGCAGCGCUCCAGAUCGUCCUCGUCACGUCCGGGCCAGCGUUCAACCGGCCCGUCCCGGGACGUUUUCCCCAAAGCCCGCUUCACCUCCCCUCAAGCGGGACUUCCUGUGUUCACCUUCCUCAUUGGCGGGCGGCAAAUGGGUCGCCGUUGCCAGGGGCGCCGGCCCUUCCAGACCGCUUUUGCCCCGACUCCACCCAUUUCGUCCGUCCCACCACGCGCCUACGCCCACAAACUGCCCGUCAUCGGCAGGGUGGGCAAACCGGUGCGGCGCUGGGCGUGUUCCCAUUACUCCCUUCAUCUGCCUCUCUAGAGACGACCUUCUCCAAAAUGAACUCCUACGCGGUUUGACUUCCACAGACUUCCACACUCCCUUCAGGCUGGUAUUUUAGUAUUUGAAAAUCAGAAUGACGUCAGCAACACAACAUAGAGAUUUGGUCACCUUUUUGCAACUGAUAUGGCCAAAUAGUAUUUUUAGGAACUAACAAUUCUAUUCUUAAGUUUUUUGUUUUUUUUACUUUUGUCAGAGCAAUCAUUCAUUUCACAUUUUGUAAUAAAUAAAGUUCAUUACAAUAUGAAGACAUUUAGUUUUGUCUGCUUGAAAGUGGAACAUUCUGAUCUUUUUCUUGUAUCCUCAUGUUUGAGACACAAUAUAAAAUAUUCAUUCAUCUGAAAACUGUAGUAAACUGGUCAACUAAUAAUUUGAGCUCUAUGUUCAUCAGAGUAAAAUGGGAUAUGGGCUGUUUUCAGUGAAUGUGGUCUGCAGCACUAUUUGGUGUGCUGAAGCUGAGCCCACACAGCCGAGGGAGACCUGAAUAAGGGACACACUUUCCAGUGACGGCCCAAAUGUUGUUUUUUUCUCUGAGUAAUGAGAGGACCAAAGGUCAGGACUUCGCCGGCCACGUGUUGACUUUGAUGUCUUGUGCUGCUGUUUUUGCUGAAUAAAACAUUUUCUGGAGUUUA